This is a messenger RNA of Cajanus cajan (pigeon pea), 683 nucleotides long. Its product is annotated as norbelladine synthase. Gene Ontology annotation, biological process: defense response; abscisic acid-activated signaling pathway. The record is from RefSeq and is a predicted model, not a curated record. Gene Ontology annotation, cellular component: nucleus; cytoplasm. Gene Ontology annotation, molecular function: abscisic acid binding; protein phosphatase inhibitor activity; signaling receptor activity. Lineage: Eukaryota; Viridiplantae; Streptophyta; Magnoliopsida; Fabales; Fabaceae.
UGUGGUUGGUGAGUUUGCUACAUCGAUGACAUAGAAACAUACACCAGAAACAGUGAAUUGUUACAAAAAGUAGAACAUGUUUGGGGAAGUGGAGCAUGAGCUAGAGCUGCACGUGCCGGCACGUGAGGCUUGGGAUCUGUUUGGUGGCCUUGAAAUAGGAAAACUCGUUGGUCGAGAGCUUCCGGAACUCUUUCAAAAGGUGGAACUUAUUGAAGGAGAUGGAGGCCUUGGCACUGUUCUCAAACUCACUUUUGCACAAGGUGUACCUGGGCCAAGUGGUUACAAAGAGAAGUUCACAAAGAUUGAUAAUGAAAAACGCAUAAAAGAAACAGAGGUAGUAGAAGGAGGGUACUUGGAGUUAGGAUUCACUCUGUUUAGAGUUCGUUUUGAAGUGAUAGAGAAAGGUGAAGAAUCGAGCAUAUUCAAAUCCACAAUCGAGUAUGAGGUCAAAGAAGAGAACGCCUCCAAUGCCUCACUUGUUUCUGUCCAGCCAUUGGUCACCAUAGCUCAACUUGCCAAAAAUUACCUAAACAAAAACAAGCAUGCAAACUAGUUAUCAUUUCCUCCUAAAUAAUCUAAUAACACUUUGCUUCCUGCAUUUAUGUUUCAUCAUUUCAUGUAUCCCUCUCUUCUUUCUAAGAUGAUUUGCAUAUAUACUAUGAAAUGUGAAUUGGGUGAUAUCA